Messenger RNA from Petromyzon marinus (sea lamprey), 3816 nucleotides. It is a transcript of the gene RSU1, whose product is annotated as Ras suppressor protein 1. The record is from RefSeq and is a predicted model, not a curated record. Gene Ontology annotation, molecular function: protein binding. Lineage: Eukaryota; Metazoa; Chordata; Hyperoartia; Petromyzontiformes; Petromyzontidae. Gene Ontology annotation, cellular component: cytoplasm.
AGUGGCGUCCGACUUCGCCGCGCGUUGUGAAUCCGGGCGGUGGCGGCGUUCUUCAUCUCCCGCCGUUUCCAGCGUAGCGACCGCGGCUCCGGCUCGCUCAGGGGGAUCCAGCAGGGCCUAAGGGGAGCCGAGAGAACCCGGGGCUAACACGAGGUGAACGACGGGUUGCGCGACAAAGAUGUCCAAGUCUCUGAAGAAAGCCGUGGAGGAGUGCAAGGAUAAGGAUGUGCCGGAGUUGGACCUGAGUGACAAGGCUGUAUCCAACAUGUUGGACGUGCCAGGCCUCUUUGCGUUGAGUCAUCUCACCCAGCUGGUGCUCAGCCACAACAAGCUGCAGACUGUGACGGCGAACAUUAGUGAGCUGCGUAACCUGGAGGUGCUCAACUUCUUCAACAACCAGAUUGAAGAGCUGCCCACGCAGAUCAGCGGCCUGCAGAAACUCAAGCACCUGAACCUGGGGAUGAACCGGCUGAGCACGCUGCCGCGAGGGUUUGGCUCCUUCCCAGCACUCGAGGUGCUGGACCUCACCUACAACAACCUAAACGAGGCCUCCCUGCCAGGAAACUUCUUCUAUCUCACCACGUUGCGUGCUCUCUACCUCAGUGACAACGACUUUGAGACACUUCCUCCCGACGUAGGGAAGCUCAACAAGCUGCAGAUUCUGAGCGUGCGCGAUAACGAUCUGGUGUCAUUGCCGCGGGAGGUGGGAGAACUCACGCAGCUCAAGGAGCUGCACAUCCAGGGCAACCGCCUCACUGUGCUGCCACCUGAGCUUGGUGUGCUGGAUUUGGUGGGUCCCAAGCAGGUGUUCAAGGCUGAGAAUAAUCCCUGGGUGGCCCCAAUCGCUGACCAGUUCCAGGUCGGGCUGUCCCACGUCUUCGAGUACAUCCGCUCCGAGACUUACAAGUAUUUAUACGGCCGGCACAUGCAGGCCAAUCCAUCCCCACCACCCAAGACCAACGACAAGACCAAGAAGAUCAGUCGCCGUCCUCUGGCGGCCAAGAACAAGUAGUACCUGGCCGAUAACCCUGGGGUCCUCUCCAGACAGUCCCAGCCACCCACAGUCCCACCCACAGAUCCACAUCUCCUGCAUCCAGCCAGCACUCAGCCAGCACCCAGCCAAAGGCUCCCUCCUCCUGUCACACCGGCUAUGGCUCUCUAUUGCCUCAUGGGCCUUGUCAGUUCUUGGGGGUUCCUGGCCGAUGCAUCCAGGAACCCCCUGUAUAGUGCCAGUAGUUACUUGAUGUCCAGCUGUCAUUGCCAGACCCACAGUGCCUUUCACUAAAUACUCUAGCUGCUGUUUGUAAAACACACAAACCUGUCUUUAACCGUUGUGUUCGUUAUAUAAUCGUUUGGCGGAACGGUGAUGUUGCUCGUAAAAGUUAUUCCUCUGGGAGGUGGCCACAUAUUUGUCCUCGCCACCCUUUCAUCCCACCGACCUCGCUGUUGCACAGGCAGAUUCGUUCCGAGGCUAGUGAGCGUGUGGGAGGGCACGCUGCUGACAGAAUGGACAAUUACUCGUGUCGACGAGCAAGUCGGUCACUUGAAGACCACAAUUUCCCAAAGCUUCAUUAUUAACGUGGAGGUUGGAAGUGCGGCAGUGCUUGAAAAUCCACCCACACACUUGCAUCCCCACCCGGUGAGUCCAACAUAUGAGGAUCCUAACUCAAGACAUCCGUUUAUCAAAGCCCCUUCUUACGCUCCCGAUAGUUGCAUUGAAUUGUAAAAAUAUGGAUAAUUAUUUUUAAUGCACAUUAAGUCCAAACAUUUUCUCGCUUGGAGAAGGCGAUACAGCAAAGUGUGGACUAUUAUCACGUUGCUUCUGCAUUGGAUAAUGUUUUCCCCCACGUACGUGUGAUUUUCUCCUGGAAAUCCAGUUUAACAUAAUAGAGGACUCCAGAACAUGGGCAAUUUUUGGUGCCGGCUCACUGUCAGGCUGCCUUCCGUGUCUGUAGUUCCUCAGCAUUGCUUGACGCCAAUGCUUUAUAAAUUAAAACAUUUUGCAAUAUUAAAAACACCGAUUCUUGAAUUGUGACCCCAAACCAAGACCAGCCUUUAUUUCGUGGGGGCAGAAGCGAGUUGAAAUCAUCACAUGCCUCUUGACUACUCCGGCCCACUGCCAAUUAUUGGUUUAGCACUGAGCAACCAUAUUAAACUAUUGCGCUCCACAUUACUUAUGAUAAUCACAAAAUAGUUUUAAAGUUUAAAUGUGCGCUAUAGUUUUGCAUGACGGCGUUAUUAAGAUAUUUUCUACACCUGUAAUCGCAAAAAAAGGUUUAAAUGAUUUUUCUUGCUCACAGAUCAUAAGCUUUUUCCACAACUCCGUAGUCCUUAAACACCUGACAUCAGGGUACGGUGAAUUUGCCAGGAGUGUUGUAUGAAUGACUGGAGGCAGAACACCCGUGCUAUCUGCCUUCUCCGUACGGCUCUGCACCUACUGCGGCAUUAUCACGGCACAGAACGGGUCAUCUCGCAUCAAAGCCGUGGGUUCGUUACCCGAGAAUGUCCGGCGGUCGGUGGGAUAACGGGGUCGUCGCGUGUACGUGUAUCGUGUUCGAGAGAGCCCUUCAAGCCGCGCUUGCAGGACAUUCCGAUGACCUGCCUUGACGAUAGAUCCCCUGGCGCUCGCCCCGAGUAGAGGUGCGGCCCAACGGCCCAGUGUUCGUGCUGGAACGGCGUUUGUUAGGUUCACGCCGGCAGGGUUUCGGUCACAUGGUCGGCGUGUUCCACAAGCCACCUACACAACUCCUGUUGUCCACGAGGUGCAGCUUUAUUUCAAUGAAAUGCCUUAAAGUUACUUUUUUUUCGUCAAUUAUGAAUGGAAUUCCAAAACUAUAUCUGGGAUCAUGAUCACUUGUGCGCCUCUGCUGCGACUGCUGCGUAACGCAGAAAUCUUGCUCAGCGGUAGAGCGAGCGGCUCGCAAUUGGAAGUUUGUGACUUCAAAUCCUUGCUGGAGGUUGACUCCUCAUCGCUACUGGGGUCCAUAAAAUGAGUAUCACUUUGUAGAAAAGUCAACAGUGGCUGCCGUAUGGAUUAACUUGCCCCCACCGUAGGAAUUUCCGCUAAUGGCUCCGAGUGGUAAACAGAAGAUAAGCACCGCCUCAGUGCUCAAUUGAGCAGAUCACUGUGACAACAGAAACAAAGAUUCCCCAUGCAGCCUUAACAAACUGUUGGGGCAAGUGCUGUUAGCGAACACCUAUUAAGGUCAGCACGGCACGAGGGGUUGGGAGGCCAGCUCACCACCACUACCACCAGCAUCGUCAUUAACACGAAUUCGCAUCCAACUGAAACUCGCACAGCAGCAGGGCAUUCGGAGCCGGUGAUUUUUAUUGUGAACCCUUUCCUGCUGGUGGUAAUCAAAUAACCUAUGAGGGUAAACUUCAGGUUCCCGACACCUCUCUCUGGCCAGUAUUAAGCAGCACAGAUUCUUUUAUUCAGCAGAACUGCCCACAAAUGUGCCUCGGGUGGUCAGCUCGCCCCACGAUUCUGUGCUCGCGUUUCACAAACGCCUCGUGAGUUUCCCCUCCGUUUACACCGAUUCUAGUGCAAAGCGCCGGACGAUUUCACUUAAGUUGCUGUGUAUGAAUGCCUGAUGAAGUGUAAUUUCAGGUGCUAAAUAACAAACCUAGCCUAUAGCUGUGGUUUUGAAAGAACGGACACAACCUAACAUGUCUGGCCGGACUCUAGUCCACGUUGCUCGUUCCGCUUCCUGCCCUGCAUGUACAUUUGCUUUUGUAAACCUAUAUAAUGUAAACCUAUAUGACGUAAACCUAUAUCAUGUAAACCUAUAUAACGUAAUAAAGUGGUUAUGCUUA